AUGGAGCACAAACAGCCUACCUUCAUACCUACCACGGACGCAAUCGAAAUAGAUUACGAGUCGUUGCCGGAUGAUGCUUCUUUGGCGGCCCAUUUGGUUGCUGGUGCAUUUGCUGGGAUUAUGGAGCACACGGUGAUGUUCCCUAUCGACUCGUUAAAGACCAGAAUGCAGAUGUCGUCCGGACCUUCUAAUUCCACGUCUUUGAUUUCGAAAUCGAUAAUCCAAUCCAUAAACAAGAUUUCGUCUGCCGAGGGUGCCUACUCUCUCUGGAGAGGUGUCUCAUCUGUGGUGUUGGGAGCGGGGCCAGCUCACGCCGUGUACUUCCUGGUCUUCGAAGCUUCCAAGACCUUGUUGGUUAAUAGGUUCACCAACCUGAAGAACUCAAAUAAAAUAGUCACCGACGAAAACCACCCAUUAAUUGCCAGUGGUGCAGGGAUAGCUGCCACCACGGCAUCGGACGCUUUGAUGACCCCGUUCGAUAUGUUAAAGCAAAGAAUGCAAGCAUCCACUUCUAUAGCAGCAUCUGCUGCUGCCCAAAGGUCUGUGACAUCCUCAAUAAAUAAUGCAGGAGCAGCCGCUACUAGUGUUGCUUCCCACCCACCACCACCAGUCGGUGCUCAUGCUCCUGCUAAUUCAGUCAAGUUAUUCAGAUUAGCAGGUGAAAUUUACAAGAAAGAAGGAUUUUCUGCAUUCUACAUUUCAUAUCCUACUACAUUGUUCACAAACAUCCCGUUUGCUGCGCUUAACUUUGGCUUCUACGAGUACUCAUCUUCAGUUUUGAACCCUACAAACGCCUACAACCCAUAUUUGCACUGUGUUUCAGGUGGUAUUGCCGGUGGUAUAGCAGCUGCCUUAACCAAUCCAUUGGACUGUAUCAAGACUGCAUUGCAGACAAGAGGGAUCUCCACUAACGUUAACAUGAGAACUGUUACUGGGUUCACUUCUGCUGCUAGUGCAUUAUUUAAAGAAGGAGGUAUCAGGGCAUUCACGAGAGGUUUGAAACCAAGAAUUAUCUUCAACGUACCUAGUACAGCAAUCUCAUGGACCGCAUAUGAAAUGGCCAAGGAACUCUUAUUGAAAUAA
Molecule: messenger RNA, 1083 nt
Organism: Dujonia railenensis
Lineage: Eukaryota; Fungi; Ascomycota; Pichiomycetes; Serinales; Debaryomycetaceae
Source: the annotation of a GenBank genome assembly